UUUAAAUACUUCCAGGGCGAUAUCGUUUUCACCAAUAGCCUACAUAUUCCAACGAAAACGUGCUGUGUGAGCGAUCAUUGUACCAGUGCAAGCUGUUCUUUGACUGAAGGUUCCAGCAAUCACAAGGCAACGAUCGACGAUUGUACCUCGCCAUUCAAAUGGGUAUGGAUCGCCACAUGUUCAGAUCAGACGGUUCAAAACCAGCGAUACAUCGUUUGCGAAUUUGGAACAUUGCCGGAGGGCUUAUACCGACUCGGAUACUUUAGCCACUAUAGAAACUGCCUUAUAGGAUUGUCAAAGACCUUCAGGGUAACAGAGCAGCCCACAAACUAA
Messenger RNA from Cooperia oncophora, 333 nucleotides. The record is from the annotation of a GenBank genome assembly. Lineage: Eukaryota; Metazoa; Nematoda; Chromadorea; Rhabditida; Trichostrongylidae.